Fundulus heteroclitus (mummichog) is the source of this 2094-nucleotide messenger RNA. RefSeq names its product tetratricopeptide repeat domain 8 (gene ttc8). Lineage: Eukaryota; Metazoa; Chordata; Actinopteri; Cyprinodontiformes; Fundulidae. The record is from RefSeq and is a predicted model, not a curated record. Gene Ontology annotation, biological process: non-motile cilium assembly. Gene Ontology annotation, molecular function: protein binding. Gene Ontology annotation, cellular component: BBSome; ciliary basal body; non-motile cilium. The coding region runs from base 109 to 1650 and encodes 513 amino acids. The transcript has 15 exons.
UUGAUAAGCGCCACCCGCUGUUGCUAAGUAACCAAAGAAGCUUUAGCUUCGCCAUCGCCUUGUCUUCGUUUAGCAUCUCGAUAGCUGAGUUUAAAACCUUGCACGGCGAUGGAAGUGACGAUGGACCCUUUGUUUCUCGCGUGGAGCUAUUUCAGGAGGCGAAAGCUUCAACAGUGUUCAGAGAUUUGUAGUAAACUAUUGCAAGAAAAUCCCUACGACCAGGACUCAUCUUUACUUAUCUCAGAGGCUGCAUGGAGCUUAAAAACCAGAGCCCUCACAGAGAUGGUGUACGUUGAUGAAGUUGAUGUUGACGAGGAGGGGAUUGCUGAGAUGAUGCUGGAUGAGAGCUCUAUAGCACAAGUUGCACGACCUGGAACAUCGCUGAGACUUCCUGGAACAAGUCAGGGUGGUGGUCCCACUCCAGCAGUCAGGCCAGUGACACAAUCAGGACGUCCUAUUACAGGCUUUGUGAGACCCAGCACGCAGUCGGGGCGUCCUGGAACGAUGGAGCAGGCCAUUAAAACCCCACGCACUGCAAGCACUGCUCGUCCUGUCACUAGUUCUUCUGGUAGAUUCAUUCGUUUGGGAACUGCUUCAAUGCUGACCAAUCCAGAAGGACCUUUUAUAAAUUUGUCAAGAAUAAAUCUGUCCAAGUAUUCCCAAAAGCCCAGUUUGUCCAGAACUUUAUUUGAGUACAUCUUUCAUCAUGAAAACGAUGUUAAAAAUGCUUUAGAUUUGGCAGCUCAAGCCACUGAGCAUGCACAGUUCAAAGAUUGGUGGUGGAAGGUUCAACUGGGAAAGUGUUACUACAGGCUGGGUUUAUACAGAGAAGCAGAGAAACAGUUUCGAUCGGCUCUCAACCAGCAGGACGUGGUAGAUACGUAUCUCUACCUCACAAAGGUUUAUCAGCGCUUGGAUCAACCAAUAACAGCCCUCAACCUUUUUAAGCAAGGCCUGGACCACUUUCCUGGUGAGGUCACUCUUCUAACGGGAAUUGCCCGCAUCCAUGAGGAGAUGAACAACAUUUCCUCGGCCACAGAAUACUACAAGGAGGUCUUGAAGCAGGACAACACCCACGUGGAGGCGAUUGCCUGCAUAGGCAGCAAUCACUUCUAUACUGAUCAGCCCGAGAUCGCGCUGCGGUUCUAUAGGCGGCUUCUCCAGAUGGGCGUGUAUAAAUGCCAGCUGUACAACAACCUGGGCCUCUGCUGUUUCUAUGCGCAGCAGUACGACAUGACGCUGUCGUCGUUUGAGAGGGCUCUGGCACUGGUGGCCAGUGAUGAGGAGCAGGCAGAUGUCUGGUACAAUAUCGGACAUGUGGCUGUGGGCAUCGGAGACUUGACGCUGGCAUAUCAGUGUUUCAAACUGACCCUGGCUUUCAAUAAUGAUCACGCCGAGGCGUACAACAACCUGGCGGUCCUGGAGCUGCGAAAAGGUCGUAUUGAGCAGUCCAAAGCCUUCCUACAGACAGCGGCGUCGCUGGCCCCUAACAUGUACGAGCCCAACUACAAUCUUUCCAUUCUGUGUGAAAAGAUUGGAGACCUUCAGAGCAGCUACACUGCAGCCCAGAAGUCUGAGGAUGCUUUUCCAGAGCACGCCGACACACAGAAGCUGCUCAAGCAGCUUCGGCACCACUUUGCGGUGCUGUGAGGUUCGAAAGCCACCGGGCAUGUUAUGAAAGUAGUAAAAGGUGGGCAGAAAAAACAACAGGGGCAUUAGUUUUAUUUAUGUUCAUUUGUACAAUAGAUCAGUGAAUAAAUCAACUGCAUGAGAUAUGUACUCCACUUUGCUAAAUAUUUAUUAGGUGUUUCUAACAAAAUGAUGGAAUAACCUUGAAAUGCCUCUCUGUUGUAUUGUAGAUAUGUAAAGGACACCUGUUAUUUGUUAUUUCACUCAAUUCCUUGUUAAAUUCAUGAGAGUUUUAUAAUUAUAAUUAAUUGCAAAAAUGUUAUAGUUAAGUCAAAUAUUUGCUGCUAUACAAAAAAAAAAAAACUUAACAUGGAUGUAUUUUCAGACAAAGAUUUUUGUAGUUCCGAUGUUCCUUGCUGUUUUGUAGUUCAUAUAGGGUAAACAAUAAAGAAACAGCACUAAGGA